AUGGCGACAGACAUUGCUGGUGGCAGCAUUGAAAAAGCCACUGUGGUCAUGGAAGCGUCCAACCACAACGAUGAAGACCUUAACCUUCCCCUUGCAGCAAAGCGCCGUAUCAGAUAUAUCGACGAUGACGAAGAGAAUGGUGGUCCAUCUGCCGCCACCGAUAUUGGCCAUCCGUUAAAGAGGAGGGGCUCUACCUACUCUGUGCAUUCACUCUCCAGCGUCCGCAGUGGACGACGGAUCGUUGAUCCAUCCGUCAUCCUCCCAGUUCAGUACCGCACGCUCAGCUACGAUAUCACCCACGUCAAGGCAAUCGAAAGUGCAAAGAACGCCAGCGAGAAAGCCGCAAUUGAUGUUGGAGGUCUUGAGUGGCAUCUACUCACCCCUCAAGAAAUCUGCGUCCGGUUGAAUACUUCAACAGAUACCGGGCUCUCACUUUCCGCCGUGAAAGAGAAGAUUGCAGAGCAUGGCCGCAAUGUGCCCUCCCCUCCACCCUCGAGGUUGGCCCAGAAGCUUUUCGGUUACUUCUUCGGAGGGUUUGGCUCUAUUUUGCUGGGUGGCAGCGUCCUCGUCUUUGUCUCUUGGAAGCCUUUGGGCGAACCGCCUGCUGUGGCCAAUCUUGCACUAGGAAUCGUGCUGGCGGCCGUUUUCUUCAUCCAGGCUGCUUUCAAUGCCUGGCAGGACUUUUCGUCGUCCAGGGUCAUGAAAAGUAUCACUGGCAUGCUGCCUGAAGCGUGCUGUGUUCUGCGCGAUGGAAGCAAGCACACAAUUCAAGCACCAGACGUUGUACCCGGUGACAUCCUCUACUUCAAAGCGGGCGAUAAGCUGCCAGCCGACAUUCGUUUCAUCGAUGUCUCGACGGAUGCCAAGUUCGACAGGAGCAUCUUGACCGGAGAAUCGCUUCCGUUGGCUGCUGUCAAUGAGUCUCACGAGCCCAACUAUCUCGAGACAAGAUGUAUCGGCAUGCAAGGCACUCACUGUACCUCCGGCAGUGGUGUCGGCAUUGUGGUGUCUACUGGCGACAACACGGUCUUUGGCCACAUUGCUAAACUGACCAGCCAGCCUUCAACUGGCCACUCAAAUCUACAGAAAGAAGUGCUGCGCUUCGUCUUCAUCAUUGUUGGCCUGAUGGUCUUUAUGAACAUCAUCGUCAUUGCGGUCUGGGCAGGGUACAUACGACAAGCACACCACAACUAUAUCAAUGUGCCAACUCUCAUUGUUGACAUCGUCAGUGUCGCCAUUGCGUUCGUCCCUGAGGGCUUACCCAUUGCUCUAACAGCGUCGCUCACGAUCACGGCCAAAAUCAUGAAGAAGAACAACAUUCUCUGCAAGUCGCUGAAGACAGUUGAGACUCUGGGCUCUGUCUCCGUCCUCUUAUCCGAUAAAACCGGAACGUUAACAAAAAACCAAAUGGUGGUGACCGAUUGUCUCGUUGGAUUUAGCACCAUGACCGCGGAAGAAGCAUCUCAGGAGAUGAUAACGGAGGAUAACCACAGCACGUCGAAGAAAGCCGCACUUCAACAACUGCGCGUGCUGUCAGCGGUAUGCAAUGCUGGAGAGUUUGAUCCAACCACGAUUCAUCUCCCCCUGGCCCAAAGAAAAAUCAUCGCGGAUGCAACCGAUCAAGCUAUUCUGCGACUCUCGGAAAGUCUUGGUCCUGUCACGCAGUCCCGCGACAUGUGGUGCAAGAGAUUCGACCUGGCCUUCAACUCCAAGAAUAAAUUUGCAUUGAGGGUCGUUUCUCCCGAGAACGCGGAGGCGGUCGCAGCGACAAUGAGUGUCUCUGAGGUGAAGUCUUUUCGCGCUGAGAACGAUCUGCUGUUGAUGAUCAAAGGUGCCCCUGACAUUCUUCUUCCCAGAUGCUCGAGAUAUGUCGGAGAAGAUGGUGGCGUCUACCCUGUGGAUGACGACGUCCGAUCAUCCAUGGAAGCGAUCAAAGAUGCUUGGUCCAGUCAGGGCAAACGGGUCCUCCUCCUAGCCCGCAAAUCUCUUCCCGCAAGUAUGUUGCAAUCGGCUCCCAAUGACAAUACAUUCGAGGCUGAGGCCCUACGACACGCCGGAGAUGGACUCACUCUGAUAUCCAUGGUUGGGAUUGUUGACCCGCCCAGGGAUGAAGUGCCGAGUGUUAUCCAGACCCUUCGUCGUGCAGGCAUUCGCACAAUGAUGGUCACUGGCGACUUCAAGCUGACGGCCCAAGCCAUCGCUCGGUCAUGCGGUAUCAUCACCGUGCCCGACAGUGAAAUCCAUUCGGUUGAAAACCUCCCUCGCCUUCCCCCCACAGACGUCGUGGAGGAGAAGCGCCAGAAAAAGUCGAAUCGGCUGCCCUCGGAAAACAAGGCGAUUGUGUUGUCGGGUCCCGACCUGUUGACACUCCUACCACACCAAUGGACCACACUUACGACUCAGUACAGCGAGAUUGUCUUUUCACGCACGACACCGGAUCAAAAGUUGCGCAUCGUCAGGGAAUUCCAGUCCCAAGCUUAUGUUGUGGCCAUGACUGGCGACGGUGUCAACGACGCACCCAGUCUCAAACAAGCAGAUAUCGGUAUUUCGCCGGCUUCUGGGUCUGAUAUUGCGAUCGAAGCAUCCGAUAUGGUCCUCCUGGGCUCGUUCUCUGCCAUUCCGGAGGCCGUCAUGUAUGGGCGCGUGGUUUUCGACAACCUCAAGAAGACCAUAGCAUAUCUUCUGCCUGCUGGUUCAUUUUCGGAGUUCUGGCCUGUGAUGACGAGCGUCAUCUUCGGUCUCCCUCAAGUCCUUUCCAGCUUUCUCAUGAUAGUCAUCUGCUGUUUUACCGACUGUGUCGCCGCUACCAUGCUAGCGUACGAGAAGCCGGAAGCCAAUGUCAUGCUGCGGCCUCCGCGGGACAUCCACAAAGAUCGUCUCGUAGAUUGGCGGCUAUUGCUUCAAGCAUACGGCUUGGUCGGUAUACUGGAGUCGGUCUGCUCGUUCGCAAUGAGCUUUUGGUACCUACAACGCCAUGGCCUUUCCUUUGGUACGCUGUGGUUCUCCUUCGGCAAUAUUCCCACUCCAGCAGGCCAGACCGAGGACGACGUGGCGUAUCAUUUGACCGUGGCGAGCUCCAUCUACUUUGUCACACUCGUGGUGAUGCAGUGGUUCAAUGUCAUGGCCCUGCGAACCCGCCACCUUUCCAUCUUCUCGCAUCCACCCAUUUUCAAUCCCAAGACUCAGAACUUGCUGCUUCUCCCAGCCAUUCUCUUUUCGCUCGCCAUCGCACUGGUAUUCACUCUUGUGCCUGGCAUAGACUAUCUUGGCUGCGAGAAAGUCCCGGUCGAACACUGGUUUAUUCCCAUGACGUUCGGCAUUGGACUCUUGAGUUUGGAUGAGUUGAGGAAAAUGGUCGUGAGAAAAUAUCCAAAAGGUAUCCUAGCGAAUAUAGCAUGGUGA
Molecule: messenger RNA, 3402 nt
Organism: Fonsecaea multimorphosa CBS 102226
Lineage: Eukaryota; Fungi; Ascomycota; Eurotiomycetes; Chaetothyriales; Herpotrichiellaceae
Exons: 2
Coding region: 1-3402 (1133 amino acids)
Biological process (GO): proton transmembrane transport; intracellular potassium ion homeostasis; intracellular sodium ion homeostasis
Cellular component (GO): membrane
Molecular function (GO): P-type sodium:potassium-exchanging transporter activity; ATP hydrolysis activity; ATP binding
Source: RefSeq, a predicted model, not a curated record